GCUUCUCCUUUUCUUCCUCCGAGUCCGCAGAGAUGUCAGCCGUCAGCCCGGAGCAGGUCCGGAGCGAGCAGGGGAGCGGAGCCGAGCCGGAGCAGCGGCAGGCCGGCGUCCUGCAGCCGCAGACCGUGUUUGUCAUCCUGGACCCGGCGGAAGCUCUCAACGUGGUCCGGGUGGAGUCUGGGAUCGUUGCCGAUAUCGAGGUCGACAGUUUGCUGCCAUCUGACUGCGACACCUUCUAUGAAAUCAAGAGUCAGCCAAUCAGCAUCAGUUCAUCAGCAGGAGCUCUCUCCUCUUCGUCUUCUUCACUGCCAUCAGUCAUGUCAUCGAGGGUUUUGAUGCGUCAGGAUCUGAUGCGGCAGCAGGCUCUGGAGGAGGAGCAGAAGGAGGCGCAGAAGAAGCAGCAGCAGCUGCUUCGCUUCUCCGACUCCUCCACGCCCAUCUGCGUGUCUGUGCCCUCCUCCGGCAUAUCUCCUGCUCAGGUCCCUGUGGAGGUGCUAAAGGUGCAGACUCACCUGGAGAAUCCCACCAGGUAUCACAUCCAGCAGGCUCAGAGGCAGCAGGUCCGUCAGUACCUGUCCACCACCAAGACGGCCGAUCAGCAGCAGGCUGCAGCGGCAAGCCGUUCCCCCCAGCUGGGCUCCACCCCUGGACAGCCAGUGGACAGCAGCCCCGGACAGGAAAUGGAAGACAUUGUCGUCGAUGACAUCAUCAGCCUGGAUUCGAGCCUGAACGACGAGUUCCUGACGCUGAUCGACUCUCAGCUGCAGUUCGCCAACACGCUGCCUGAUUCUGAGAACUUGCUGGACGGGUACGGCGGCAGCGGAGGGACGACCACACCUACGCUUACCGUCAGCAACAGCUGCCCAGCUGAGCUGCACGCCGUCAAGAGAGAGCUGAGCGAAGUGGAGACCAAAGCUCUGAUUAAAGAAAGACAGAAGAAGGACAACCACAACCUGAUCGAGAGGAGGCGUCGCUUCAACAUCAACGAUCGGAUCAAAGAACUCGGAGCUCUGAUUCCCAAAUCUUCCGACCCUGACACAAGGUGGAACAAAGGAACCAUCCUGAAGGCGUCGGUGGAUUACAUCCGCAAGCUGCAGAAGGAACAGCAAAAAGCCCGAGAGAUGGAGGAGAGACAGAAGAGGCUGGAGAACACCAACCGCUCGCUGCUGCUCCGCAUACAGGAGUUGGAGCACCAGGCUCGCUUCCAUGGCGUCUCCUCUUCCUCCUCCACUUCCCCUCCCCCCAAGUCUUCCUCUUCGUCUUUGGACCCCCAGAACCUGCUCUCUCCCCCACUGCUUCACCCCUUUUCCUCUUCCCCGUCCUCUUCCUCCCUGGUGACUCCCUCUCUGGGUCUGGAUGCUCUGACCUUUACGGACCUGGAUGAUCCUCGGGGAGCCUCCAACGUCUUCUCCCCAGACCUGAUGUCUGACAUGGGGCUGACUGAUCUGCACGGUCUGGGGGGCCUCCUGAUGGAGGAGGGGAGUGGAGCAGGGGUGAUGUCCGACCCUCUGCUAUCCUGUGGAGCAUCAAAGACGAGCAGCAGGAGGAGCAGCUUCAGCAUGGAUGAGGAUCUUUGAUGAAUCAUCGCACGCAAGGAUCUGAUUGGCCAGAGCUGAAGAUGGGACUUCGGUUUUGUUUUUGUUUUUUUAAUGAAACCAUUUUCAAAUUUUGACAUCAUCAGAACAAACACAAAGGUGAUGCAGUGUAACCGAAACCAUCCACUGCAUGUCUUCCAGUGGACUCCCCUGUCUCCUACCCUGUUACAGUUGGUGUUAAGAACCCCAGUGUCAAAAUUAUGUGUCCAGGUUCCUCACCUGUUGUCUGCAGGUGUGCACUCACCUGGACUGCUGAGACUGGAGCUGCAGUUUAAAGAAUUCUGAUGUAAAAAAAAAAAGGGGGGGGGGGAUUUUAGAGGUUUUAUAAUGUGGAAAAAACAAAUAUAGAGGCAUUGAUUGUGCCUCACUUUACUUCUGUAAAUAGAAAUGAUUCUAUAAUCACUGUGCUGGAAAACGAACUCUGAGCAGAGAUUUUAUUGGAACAGAGGAAAUCUGAUCAGCUUCAGGACUUUGAUUCAGCUUUAUUUUUAAUGUAUAUGCUGCCUAUUUGAAGGGAAACUCUUUUGACAUUUUCUCAAUCAGCUGCCAGUUUAAAUUGCUUUAAACUGCUUCAGAAAACUGCCUGUUUCAAUUUGUUUCAUCUUCAGAGUUUAUGUUUUAAUUGGCAUUGAGACUACUGUCAGACAGCAGCCAAAUUAACCUUGUAAGCUUCAGUAAACUCUUACUGAUGAGUUCAUAACCGGCUAGCCAUCACUUUAUCAAGCUACAGUUCCCACUGCUGGAGGCUAACUAUAAGCUAACUCUUAGCUACAGUUAAUUUGACUUCAUGAACUCUCUUAGGUCAUAACAGACAGGUUACCAAACCAGAACAUGUCAAGUUAGCUGUUAACGUUAAAAUGUGCUAGCGUUAACAGGUAACCGUAGUUAGUUGCUGUUGUUCAUAUUUUUCUGGCUGCUAGUUUAGUUAGCCACUGUAAGGCGCAAGCUACCUGCUAGCUGUAAUUAGCGCUAGCUAAAAUUGUGUCAUCUUAGUUAGCGGCUAAGUGGGUUAGUUGGAGUUAUGGGAUUGUGUUGGAAAUUUAAGGAGCUCUGCUGGUGAUGCUGGUGGGAAAAAUUAUAUUGACUGCAAAUGAGGUAAUAAGGUGUGGGAACUGAGACACCAAGCUAAGGGAGGAGUUCAUUAUUACUGCAUGGCCUCCACUCAAACAUCAGAAACAUCAGCCCAAAUGGCCGCCAUCAUCACUCCCAUUAAUAUGGUAGGCGUCAGCCUCAAGACUGUGGUUCAUGUCCCAUGGAAGAGCUAUUUUCCAAGGUGUGUGGUUUAUUAACAUUAACCAUGUUAGAACAUUGGUUUUCUUUGUUAUCCGAUGUUGAAUAGAUCACCUUUGCAAUCUUGGUUGCCUUCUGUUUAUCAGUGAUUGGAUGAUACCUCGUCUUCUAGACUUUGAGUAGGUGGUGGAGGGUACCUGCCAGUCAUGUAUAAAUGACUGAUAAUGGCUGAUAAAGGCCAUUUAUUGGGCUGAUAUCAUUUGAAUCGGGUGUUCCCUGGUGAUACUAACUUGUGGCCACACAAUAAUAUUAUAAUAUAAUACAAUAAUACUAGUGCACUAUACUACAAAGCAAGAAUAUAUAGCAUUAACUCAUAACAGCCAUCUCAGGGCACUGUACAUUGUAUAUUGUAGAGUAAAAACCCAACAACUCCCUAUGAUCAGCACUUAGUGACAGUGGGGGAAAAAAAAACCUUUUAACUAUAAGAAACAUGCAACAGAACCAGGCUCAUACCUUCAUACUGGGGGAAGUAUGACGGAAGAGUGAAGACUGAAAAGGGGAAUUUAAGUAUAAGAAAAAACUGAGCUUGGUGGGGCCAGUAAAACCUGUUAGGCUGUUAUGUAAUGCUGGUAAAACAGUUGAAGUAAUGCAGGUUGUAGGAACCUACGUGCAUUCAGGCACUGAUGCAGAAAAUGCACAAAUAUCUGUUUUUUCUGCUCGGUCCUGAUUUGCUCCCAAGUUAACUUUGCAUUGCUAUUGGUAUUUAUCUCAGAGGAUAUUCAGUAAAUAAAAAUUAAUUGCACUUUGAUUUGGCUAAAGUGAUUUCUAAAAUAAAUAGUAUAGAAAUUAAUUAACAGUAUUCCACAGCAUUCCUCUGUCUGUAUGUAAAGAACCACUGUAAUGAUUUUUUUAAGAGCCUUCACAGCUCUCUGUGACCUGUUCUUCUUCAUGGGAGAAGGUAGCGGUGCUUGAUUGGUGUCCAAUCAUGCGUCAAACGCUCCUUUUAUGUUACUGUACUCAGAGUUUGAUGACAAAAGGCUGGCGUAACAAAGAAAGUUGAUGACCACUGUUGUGAUACCAGUUAUCUCUGACUGUUGCCUCAGGUGUAACACAGAGAGACCCUGCCCAUGUCCAGCUAGUACUCCUUAGAAAUGAGAUUUAAUAGCUGAAUCAUGGUCAGUCAGGCGUUCAGGUAUGAGGAUCAGGUGAUUCUUCCAUAAAGGGAUUUUUUUUAAAUCUACGUUUAUGUCAUUUAUGUUUAUCUUAUGUUUACAACCAUACAGUUUGUCAUUGUUUAUAAUCUUAGGUAACCUAGUUUGUUUUAUAGAUUCACAAUGUUUCACAUGCAAACUUUUAUGUAGAAAUAAAUCAUUAAACAGA
Archocentrus centrarchus (flier cichlid) is the source of this 4205-nucleotide messenger RNA. RefSeq names its product transcription factor binding to IGHM enhancer 3a (gene tfe3a). Gene Ontology annotation, cellular component: nucleus. The record is from RefSeq and is a predicted model, not a curated record. Gene Ontology annotation, biological process: regulation of transcription by RNA polymerase II. The transcript is spliced from 11 exons. NCBI's taxonomy places the organism in Eukaryota, Metazoa, Chordata, Actinopteri, Cichliformes, Cichlidae. Gene Ontology annotation, molecular function: RNA polymerase II cis-regulatory region sequence-specific DNA binding; protein dimerization activity; DNA-binding transcription factor activity, RNA polymerase II-specific. Bases 33 to 1577 code for a protein of 514 amino acids.